AUGGAACUCGGCUGUACCCAUACUGAUGCUGCACUGAAUUUUACUGGUGAUGACUGUCCAUAUUUGACAGCUUCAUUUGUCUUUGCUGGUCUAUCUAUGAUGCUUAAUAUUCGACUUGCUUAUAGUUCUGCUCCAUAUGCACUCAUUAGAUACAAGUUACCUGAGAAUCUUUUUAGUGUGUUUGUUAGAAGAAUGGCUAGUGCCUUGGAACUCUGGUGUCUGCCAAGUAUGCUUCUGGGUAACAUACUUGAUAAUGGUGUGAAAAUAUUAUUCAAAUACUACGGCGACAAACUCAAACUAGGAGACUACGGCGACAGCGAAAACAAGUCCAAGCAACUUAAGCAAUGGACUAUCAUCUAUCCUUCCAUAUUUACUAUGUGGUCAGACUUCAUCACAUACGUAGUACUUCUAGUUGUAUAUUUGAUGGGUGGUGACUAUGGUAAUGUAACUGCCUAUUAUGGUGUCAUUGCAGUAUCUGGAUUCAUCUUUGGUAUCAAUAUGACAUUGGUUUAUGCUGUGGAUUUUAAUUAUAUACCUGUCUAUGUUGCUGGUGAAAAUUCAUUUCCAGCACUAACAUCAUUAAUUCAUUAUUUUGCAACACUGAUAUUUGGUAAUCGAAGGAAAUGGAAUUCAGAUUUUCUAAUUGUAGUGAUUGACAUAUCUGUAGCAAUCACCAUUUCAUUUAUUACAGCUACUCUCUGGACCGUAUCAUUCCUAUCAACUCACAAAACUGAUAAUAAGUAUCAUAUUCAGCCAUUUGACAAGAAUAUUUCCAAACCUCACUGGGAAGUUAUUUCACCUACACUAAUGGUGAUAGUAGGUAUGGGACUGGUGUAUGCUAUUUAUCCUGGUUUAGCACCAGGUAUGAUUGUACCAUUUUAUCUCAUUGAUAAGAUUGAGAUGGUACUUCUGAUUGCUACGAUAUUUCCACCCGUCAUUGUAGCACUACUUAUCAAAGGAUCAUUUAAUCAAGCUACCACAGAGUAUUCACCUAAAUCCGCAUACCAACCACAUAAAAAUGGCUCUGAACCCGAUAAAGAUCCUGGUUUCGGCGGCUGGCGACAUUACAAAAAACACAUACCGAAAAACCCAACUGGACUAUCACCUGACUUCAGCUGCAAAACCGAUGAUGGUGGUGAAAAUCAAUUUGUUCCUAAUUGGUUCUGGCACUUCUUUGAUCUACUCAUAGUUAUUAAGAUCACUCUUGCCGUCAUAUUCAUUUACUCACUUCAUUAUAGAGAUUCUUCACUUUCCCGUAGUAUCAUUAAUCAACCUAAGAUGUCUACCAUCCUCAGCAUUACAUUCUAUAUGUGUCAUGAGAUUCUUCUUGCUUUGGGGUUUCCAGGUGUCAUAGGUAAUAAUGGUGCUGAUUAUGUUAUGCUACCAGCGCAAUAUAUUGGAGCUCUGUUUAUGAUCUUCCUAGCGUUUUAUUCAGAAGGAUACAUUAUUGAAUAUAAAAGUCAUGAUCCUGCUCAUUGGCCCACAGAAGGUAUGACGAAAUGGAACGCGUUCUGCUAUUGGUGUAAAAGAGCCAGCAAAAUAACUAAUCAUAAUCUUAGAUCAUUGUUUACAACUGAUUUACGUAGAGAUUUACUUUUAUGUAUUCAAAAGAAUGACCACCUGACAUGUAUUUAUUUAACUAAUCAUUGGUUAUGUAUGUAUGUAUGUGUUAGUGGUUGUCAUCUUUGUGGUUUUAGAUUUGUUUAUGUAUAUGUUGGUGAAUGGUUAUAG
Messenger RNA from Theileria annulata, 1731 nucleotides. Its product is annotated as Theileria-specific integral membrane protein, putative. Lineage: Eukaryota; Apicomplexa; Aconoidasida; Piroplasmida; Theileriidae. The transcript has a single exon. The record is from RefSeq and is a predicted model, not a curated record. The coding region runs from base 1 to 1731 and encodes 576 amino acids.